AUGAAAUAUAGGUCAACACGCGGCUCCCCUAAAUCACUUAGCUUCUCGGAAGCCGUCUUGGUAGGUCUUGCUGAAGACGGUGGUUUAUUCAUUCCUCAUUAUAUUCCUAACCUUCCUAUCGAUUGGCGUACAACCUGGCGAAACAUUCCUUACACAACUCUUGCCCAUAAAAUCUUUUCUUUGUAUAUUCCUAGCUCGGAAAUACCUUCAAAAGAUCUAGAAAACAUUAUUAAUCGCUCGUAUAGUAGCUUCAAAACACCGAAUUUAUACCUUUUAGAGUUAUUCCACGGACCAACAUUCGCUUUUAAGGAUGUUGCUCUACAGUUUUUAGGAAAAUUGUUUGAAUACUUUUUGGAGAAACAGAACGCAAAAAAAAGUAAUGCUGAAGAAUUGAACAAAAUUACUGUUUUAGGAGCAACUAGUGGGGAUACUGGGGGUGCUGCCAUUUAUGGGGCAGAAAUGACCACUGUACCAGACGACAAUGUUCAUAAUUUGGUGGUAGAAGGGACUUUUGAUGAUUGUCAGGAUAUCGUGAAAACCUUAUUCAAUGAUACCCUAUUUAACCAAAAAUUUCAUUUGGGUGCGGUCAAUUCGAUCAAUUGGGCCAGAAUACUCGCUCAAAUAGUCUAUUAUUUUCACUCAUACUUUCAAUUACUUGAUUCUUUAAAUCUUACACCUGAUUCUCACAAUAUUUCUGGCGUAAAGUUACAAUAUAUAGUGCCCACGGGAAAUUUUGGUGAUGUACUUUCAGGCUAUUAUGCCAAGCAAAUGGGAUUGCCGAUUGACUCGUUGGUUAUUGCUACAAAUUCCAACGAUAUUUUAGAUCAAUUUUAUAAGAAUGGCAGAUACGAGAAUUCGGGUGUGGUUGAAACUCUUAGUCCAGCGAUGGAUAUUACAGUGUCAAGUAAUUUUGAAAGAUGGUUAUGGUACUUGGCAUAUGAAGAGACUGAGCAUGACGAAGAAAUAGACAAAAGAGUAAAUCGUGCAGGCAAAGGAUUGCUAAUUGGAGAUGUACUUCAAAAAAUUGUACGUCGUGAUUUCAAUAGUGCCCGGGUAACAGAUCAAGAGACGUUGGACACAAUUAAUCGUUAUUACUCUUGCAAGUCUAAAGACCAGCUUUCCCCGUACGUUCUUGAUCCACAUACCGCAGUAGGUGUGACUGCAGCGGAAAGACAACAUGUGACUAGUGAAAUAUAUCAAAUAUGCUUGGCAACAGCACAUCCCGCAAAAUUUUCCGAUGCUGUUGAAAAGGCACUUGAAAAUAUACCUUCUUUUAGAUUUGAUGCAAUCACACCUCCUGAAUUUAAAGGGUUACUGGAGAAGAAAAAACGAAUCAGCCAUGUAGAUCGUGCUGAUCCAGAACUAGUAAGAGAGAUUAUAGAACGCGAGUUGAAAAGUUAA
Ambispora gerdemannii is the source of this 1401-nucleotide messenger RNA. The record is from the annotation of a GenBank genome assembly. Lineage: Eukaryota; Fungi; Glomeromycota; Glomeromycetes; Archaeosporales; Ambisporaceae.